AUGAUACACAGCAGUAGAAUAGUAGGAAGCACAGCUCUCUGACUCUUUCCUCCUUCAUUCGUCCGGUGAGCCGUGAACAUGGACACACACUCAGUCACACUCUUAUUACUUCUGCUGAACUUUUCUACAUACAGUGGGUUCCUGAUCAGACAUAUGAGUAAAGGUGUAUGUUUGACAGUUCUGGGUGAAAGGAUUGUGGUUCUGAGGAUCUGUGAUGUGAAGAACCCAUCUCAGGACUGGUCCUGGACUGAAGACAGGAAGCUGAAACACACUCACUCUGCUGUGUGUUUAUGGGUGAACAUCAGCAUGGGUGUGCCCUCUCAUGCCCGCCUGGUGAAAACACGCCCCUGUAAUUCCGCCCCUACAUGGAAGUGUUAUGAUGAGUUUGGUACCUUUGGGCUGGAAAUGUUGCCUCUAUACCUUCAGAAACAGGGUGAGCGGGCAGUGGUCCGGUCAGAACCCAAACACUCCAACUGGACCCAGUACACAGAGAGCAAAUUGGAGCUGACACACCUUUGCUCCCACACAGGUUCUUCAACAGCUGCUAAAACUGCAGGAUUGAUAACAACAGUGAGGAUCCCUGUUACAUACCACAACACUGUUAGAACCAGAACCAAGAGGACCGGGACCACUAGUACCCUUAAUAAAGACAAACUGACACACACCGUUGAAUUGGGACUUCUCAACAAAGAAAAACAGGAAGCCUUCUCUGUCACGGAGCUCCCUUCUGAAAUGAGAAAUGUGAUGAGUAACAUCACGGCUGUUUCAGAUUUCCUGCAGGACACACAUCAGAGCACAGCAACAGUCUCAGAGUUUACUCUUAAUCCCACUGAAAGGCACAAAAUAGUGACAUCACUUCCUGCAAAAGAUGAAACUACACGCAUCACAUCUUCAACUGCACUAAACUCAUUCAACUCCUCUAACACCUCCUCCAACUUGUCCUCCUUCAAUGCUUCUGUCCUCUCAACAGCAGCUGAGACUCAAACUGACAUCAAACCUGUCAAACACACGCCAACUCAAUCACUUAUCACAGGAAGUCAACACUCAGUAACGUCCAUAAUAGCUAUAAGCAAAUCUCAGACACCAAGCAUGAUAACUGCAACCACACAUUCCCCCAAAGUGAGUGCAUCUGCCCCACAAAAGACUGUGUCUGAGACCACAAUUACCCCUACAGUGACUGGAGCACAGAGUGAAACCACUGUACCAUCUACUGCAGUUCUUACUUCAGCAGCUACUCAAACAACAGGGACUGCACCUGUACCCCAAAAAACUACUACCACAACUGGGCUUGUAUCUAAAAUUAGUUUAAAAUGGGUAUCUACACCUGGGCCUGUAACUAUGGCAACUGGAUCAUCAUCUUGGAUUUCUAAUGCAGCAACAACUACAACUGCCCCUGGAACUGCUUCAGCUCCAAAUACAGGUACCCAUGUAACUGCAAUAGAUAGCAGAGUAACUAUACCUGUAACCAAAGCUCCCAGCUCCACCACAGUUACCCCUACAAAUAAAGCAAGAAGGGACACUACAUUUGUAGCUAUAAACACAACUCUUACUGCAAUAAAUACAUCUACAGAGGGAAUUACAUCCACCCCAAUAAUUACAACCACUGAGGCAAUUACAGCUGACCUAAUAGCUACAACUAAUGAAAUACUUAGAACUUCCCCAAUAACUAAAGCUACUGAGGCAACGACAUCUGCCCCAGUAACUACAGCUACUGAUUCUUCAGCAACAAUGUCUAGAAUAACAACAAGAGGAGCAGCCAUACCUGCUGGGAGUCUAACUACUGAACCUCCAGUAACAACUACACCAACUACCACUGUGAGCUCCACCACAUUCACCACCUCCACAACCCCUCAGUUUCAAACCACAGAGGAAGAGGUCAGAUGUGUGGUGAACCAAACUGAAGCCAUCGUUUACACGAACUCCAGUGUAAUUAUGUUCAGAUCAGCAGGACCGCUCUGUUUUUUCACUCUGAUCAACCAUGAGACUGGAAUGCAGUUAACCAACUGCUCUCAAGUCCAAACCUACAGAAACAGAUUUACCUGUGAGGUAUCAGAUCUGAAACCUGGCACUGGUUAUCAUUUUGGAAUAAUUUCCCAAUCUGAUGGAGAGCAUUUCAACUUUUCACUUUACACCGCUCCAUCAGCAGUAAGCAGUCUAAGUGUUUCUGCCGCCUCCACCAACAUCAGUGUUUCCUGGCAGCCGGGGCCUGGACAAAGAGAGACCUUCUGGGUAACGCUGAGUCGUGAUGAUGCACUGCUCCAGAACCUGAUGUUUAAAAGCACUGUGACAUCAUGCACUCUGGAUGGCCUUAGACCAGGAACACUCUAUACUGUCACUGUGGUAACGGAAGCAUUCGGGAAACAACAAAAUGUAACAAAAGACAUUCGGACAGUCCCUGCUCCUGUAACCAAGCUAAAACUGGAAAACUAUGGCAGUGAAGACUCAUUUAUUACCUCAUGGACUCCUGCAGAAGGAGAAGUGGAUAAAUACCUGAUCUCCUUAACUUCAUCCUCUUCUUCCACUGAACAGAUCCCAUUGGUCCAACUCCACCCCAACACAUCCCAUUGGGUCUUCAGGGCUCUGACACCUGGACGGGGUUAUUAUGUGUCAGUAAGGACUAAAAGUGGUGAAGUCAGCACUGAGGCUAAAACUCCUGGUAGAACAGUUCCUGGGCAUGUUCAGAAGCUUCAAGUACAUCACAGUAAUGAAUCAUCAGUGUGUGUUCAGUGGCGCCCCCCUCUGGGAGAGUGGGAUAAAUAUUCUGUCUACCUGACAGAUAUAGGAGGAGGAGUGAAAAAAAGACAGACACUAAGCAGAGAAAUAAAUGAGUUCAGCUUUCAUGACCUCACACCUGGAAAAGAGUACAAUAUCACUGUGGUAACACACAGUGGAGACUUGAACAGUUCCACCUCCAUCACCACCCAGACCAUUCCAGCUGGUGUCACGAAGCUUAUUGUCAGUAAUGAGGGUACAACUGAUGCUCUGCGUGUGAGCUGGACAAAAGCAGAAGGAGAUGCUGACUUGUACCGCGUGCUGCUUAUCCAGAACAGCAUUGUGAUCAGAAAUGAGAGUGUGAUAUCACAGCAGACAUCACAUAGCUUCCAUAUGCUGAGGAGUGGCACCCAUUACAGAGUAGUGGUGAUCAGUAUGAAGAACGGUGUGUCCUCCAAGCAAAGAGUGUCUGAAGGGUACACAGUGCCUGCAGCCGUGGGUGGAAUCUCAGUCAGUAAUAACGGUCGGUCGGAUUUCCUCAGUGUGUGGUGGAGACCUGCACAGGGGGACGUCGACAAGUACACAGUUACACUCAGUCAUCUUGGCAACAUCAUACACAUUCAUAUCGUGCCCAAGUCCAGCUCUGAGUGUGUGUUCAACUCAUUGACAUCCGGUCGCCUGUACAACAUCAGCGUCAAUACACACAGUGGAUUGUACACUAACCACACAGUGGUGCAGGAGAGAACGCAGCCAUCUCCUGUGCUGACUCCGUGUGUUACACACAUGGCACGUGAUGACUCUUUGAGGGUGUACUGGCGACAUCCUUCUGGAGAUUUUGACUUUUACCAGAUUGUCGUUAAACAUAACAACAUGAUCCAACACAACACUACAGUCACACAGUACCAGGAUGAGUGUGUAUUCACUGGCCUUGUCCCAGGACGACUGUACACCGUCAUCAUCAGCACUUGGAGCGGCAAGUACGAAGCCAGUGUGUCUACUCAUGGGAGAACACUCCCAGGGGGUGUGCGCAACCUGACAUUGUUGUCUCAGGGGACACAGGAGCUGGGUGUGGCAUGGGCACCAGCUGUUGGUGAUGUGGAUCAUUAUGAGAUUCAGAUUGUGUUUAAUGAUAUGAAGGUGUUUCACCCUAUCACUCUAAGCAGCAGUACGACUCAGCAUGUCCUCUCACUGCUCACACCCGGACGCCUCUACAAGAUCAUUGUGUCCACCUUCAGUGGUCCCAAUCUUAGUACACGCUUCAUUGAAGGGAGAACAGUCCCAAGUAAAGUGAAGAACAUCCAUGUCAGUAAUGUAGAGGAGACAUCAGGUCUGCGUGUGAGCUGGACUCCAUCUCAGGGUGACGUGGACAGUUACUGUGUGUUCCUGAUUGGUCCAGGCAGAGUCAUGGAGAAAUGCCCCACCCUCAAACACGUAAAUGAUGUUACCUUCAGCCUAUUACAGCCCGGAGAAAAAUACAGCAUCCAAGUGCAGACUAUCAGUGGGAAUUUACACAACAACAACACUAUUACAGCACGCACAGUGCCUUCCCCAGUGGAGUCAGUGCAUGUGGACAGUGGUGUGAGUCUGAGCAGUGUGUGUGUGAGGUGGCGUGUGGGGCAAGGUGUGUGUGAUGGGUUCAAUGUGUUGCUACAGGAUGAGAGAAGGUUGGUAUUGAGGAAUGUCACACUGCCACCUGUCUCACUGCAGCACGAGUUCACAAAUCUCACCCCAGGCAGGAAGUACCACAUCCUCAUACACACCUUGAGUGGAGGGAUACAGAGCAGAGUGUCUGUCACACACACACGCACACUCCCAGCUCCUGUCACCAAUCUGUCCAUUCUGAGCCGCUCCUCCUCAUCCCUGUCUCUAGGGUGGUCUCAUCCAGUGGGGGAUUUUGACAGCUUUGUUGUUUACCUGUACAGAGGUGAUAGCUCUCUGCAGGAGCAGUGCAAUGGAGGAACAAAUAUAAUGAGCUGCUCCUUCACUGACCUGAGACCUGGAACUGAAUACAGAGCUACAGUUCUGACAAAGAGUGCAGAACUCAGCAACAAAAACUCCAUCCACACCCGGACAGUGCCGGCGGCCGUGUCCUCAGUGUGUGUAGAGAGCAGGAACAGGACAGACACUCUAUUUGUGAGCUGGAAACCUGCUGCAGGUGAAGUAAGCGGAUACACAGUCACCAUGUAUGACUUGAAUCAAUCCCAGCAUGCCGAGCAGAGGCUGAGCUCUAACAUCACACAGCUGGAGUUCCAUGGCCUUGUACCAGGACGUCUCUACUUUGCCAACAUUACCACACACAGUGCUAACCUCUCCAACAUGGCUACCUCUAUCGCCAGGACCGCACCAAAGCCACCAUCACUUUUCUCUUACGGGAAUGUGACCAACACGUCAGUGGAAGUGAAGUGGGCGGGGCCAGAUGGAUCAGAUUAUGAUGACUUUGACCUGCAGUGGUCUCCGAGUGAUACCCUGUCCGUGAUUAAGCCCUAUCAGAGCACUACGUCAGGCAGCCACCUGCUGAAGGGCCUGUACCCAGGACGACUGUACACACUCCACCUCCGCACAGUCAGUCGUACAGGAGGACAUGCUGCAUACAGCCAACCUGUCUCCAUACACAUCCGCACCAAGCCUCAGCGGAUCUCAAGUCUUCACUGUCGGCCAUUAAACUCGUCUGCGGUCUUGUGUUCAUGGAGCCCUCCACAGGGUGAUUUUGACUCGUACAAGGUGGAUUGUUUCCAUCAGGACUCGGGUGUGUUGGUGAACUCCACCCAAACUCCACACAACUCCACUCUGUACCACAUCACCAACCUUGAACCUCACAAAUGCUACAGAAUCUCCAUUCAAGUAAUCUCUGACACCAUGACCAGCGAGGCAGCUGAGCAGAUCACUAUCACCAUGAUUGACCGCCCCCCACAGCCCCCCCCAUACAGCCGGGUCAGAAAGAGCACUGCCCACAUCACUACGUCUUCCAUCUUCUUCCUUUUUAAUUGCAGCUGGUUUAGUGAUGCUAACGGAGCCAUCCAGUACUUCAGCAUCAUCGUAACAGAGUCAGACAAGAGUGAAGAUAUUCAGCCUGAACAGCGCCACCCACUGCCCUCCUACAGGGAUUACAUUAAUAACACCUCUGUGAAGGUGUAUCAGACAGGAUAUUUCUCCAGCAAUUGUGAUCGGGAACUCAGCAGCUACACACACACUUUCAACAUCACACUGGGUUCAGGCAUGGAUACUCUAGGAGGGAAGUGUGAACACACACCCAUACACACACUCAGCACAGACAAAGCGCAUGGUGUGUACUGUGAUGGCCCUUUGAAACCCAACACUGCCUACCGACUAAGUGUGCGAGGUUUCACACAGCUCGCUUCAUCUCCUCUCUUUAGAGAUACUUACCUCUCGCUGCCUUUAGUCACAGACACAGAGCCUCUAGGGGGUGUGAUAGAGGGAGUAAGUGCAGGACUCUUCCUCAUCAUCUCAGUGGUGGCAAUCAUCAUUAUUCUCAUCUGUAGGCACAAAACACACAAAGUUAUACAGGAGCCAAUGGUGAGGAUGAGUGUCAGGAGAGAAAGAACAAUGUCAAUCUCGAGAAUCAGAGGGAAUCGACGUAUUUCAAGUCCGAUUAACAUUUUAAACUUUGAGGUUCAUCUCAGUAAACUGCAGGCCGACUCCAACUACCUGCUCUCUCAGGAAUAUGAGGAUCUAAAGGAAGUGGGUCGGAACCAGCCUCUGGACACAGCAUUAUUGUCUGAAAAUAGAGGAAAAAACCGAUACAAUAACAUCCUACCAUAUGAUUCUUCUCGUGUGAAACUAUCCUCUGUAGAUGAUGAUCCGAGUUCAGACUACAUCAAUGCCAGCUACAUUCCUGGCAAUCAUUUUAGGCGUGAAUACAUCGCCACACAGGGACCACUUCCAGGGACUAAAGAUGAUUUUUGGAAAAUGGUGUGGGAGCAAAACGUCCACAACAUUGUCAUGUUGACUCAAUGUGUGGAAAAAGGACGGGUGAAAUGCGACCACUAUUGGCCAUUUGAUCAGGACCCAUUGUAUUAUGGAGAUCUGAUUGUUCGGAUGCAGUCUGAGUCAGUUCUACCAGAGUGGACCAUCAGAGAGUUUAAGAUCUGCAGUGAGGAUCAACUGAAUUACUCUAAAACUGUCCGUCAGUUCCACUACACUGUGUGGCCUGAUCAUGGAGUUCCUGAAAGUACUCAGUCUCUAGUGCAGUUUGUUCGCACUGUGAGAGAUUAUAUCAACAGAACCCCAGGGACCGGACCUUCAAUCAUCCACUGCAGUGCUGGAGUGGGCCGUACUGGAACCUUUAUUAUUCUGGACCGGGUUCUGCAGCAGUUAAACUGUAAAGACACAGUGGACAUUUAUGGUGCAGUGUUUGACCUGAGACUGCAUCGCUCACACAUGGUGCAGACUGAGAGUCAGUACAUGUACCUGCACCAGUGUGUACGUGAUGUUCUUCGUGCGAGAAAGUUACGUAGUGAGCAGGAGAACCCACUGUAUCCUGUCUAUGAGAACGUGGCUCCGGAGAAACACUGGGACAGAGUGAACAUGCACCGUUAAAAACUGGAGCAGAAAGGAGACUUCUCAUUUGGAGCACUGAAAUCUGAGUUAAAUGCAUAUUAAGUAUAUUUUUAUGAAGCAUGUGUAAGUUAUAAACAUGUUAUAAACACUGUAUACUGAAUAUAAAUCUCAUACUUGAGCUAAUGUACAGGACCAAGUGAAUGUUUUUUAAGGUUAAUUAAAGUUUAUCAUCUUCAGUGUCAAAA
Molecule: messenger RNA, 7475 nt
Organism: Tachysurus vachellii
Lineage: Eukaryota; Metazoa; Chordata; Actinopteri; Siluriformes; Bagridae
Product: receptor-type tyrosine-protein phosphatase beta-like
Exons: 32
Coding region: 79-7269 (2396 amino acids)
Biological process (GO): protein dephosphorylation; angiogenesis
Molecular function (GO): protein tyrosine phosphatase activity; cadherin binding
Source: RefSeq, a predicted model, not a curated record